GGUUCGCUUCCUCCCCAAACCACCAGGGGAAAAAGGGAUGGGAAAGAAAUCUCGCAUCGCUGGAGGAACGGUCGGUCGCAGAACAAUACUGCAGCUCUCGCCGCCUGGUACUCGCGUUGGGACAUCUCAUUUGAGGGAAGAAGGAGGCUCCGGAUCUGAAGACGAGUCGGAAAGUGAUGGGCACAAAUUAAUAGGAGACGGAAACGUAAACAUGAAUAUGAAGGGGCCCGUAAUCAAGGCCACAGAAGGGUUGUCCCUACUUGGGGCCUAUGAGGACAGCGACGAAGAAGAAAGUGACUCUCAACAGACAACAAAAGUACAGCAUAACCAGUCAGCAGAUAUUGACAGCACAUUGGCCAACUUUAUGGCGGAAAUUGAUGCAAUCACAACUCAGCCAAAUUCAGAGGACGCCCCUCCUCAUCCUGUAGUUCCAUCCCCCACCCCUCCCAGACCUGAAAAUAACGUUCAGCAGGGAGUGCACACAAAGGGGCAGGAGCAGCCAAGUACUGAGGCAGACUUCCAAUACAACACCCAGGACUCUUUAGCUGGAGUGGGGGUGGAGAUGGGAGAUUGGCAGGAGGUAUGGGACGACAACUCUGGCUGUUACUACUAUUGGAGUACUGUAACCAACGAGGUGUCCUGGGAACUACCUAGUUACCUGGCUAACCAGGUGCAAGGCCUGCUGCAGUGCAGUAACAGUGCCACUGUCAAUGGCAACGAUACCGUGGAAGCAGCGUAUUAUCCUGAACAAAAACCUGCUCUUGCCCACACCCCAGCUAUCAAGAAGGAGGCAAAAGUGAAGGAGGUGAUGGAGAGCGUCGUAGCCGUCGCAAGCGAAGAAGAGGAGCGCCACGGUGUAGCCGCCUCCCUCCUCGCGGCCCUCAUCCCCCCUGAGGUGAAGGUGGCGGAGGAGAAGUGGAGGAAGCGAUUGCUGGGCCACCUUGAGGAGGGGGAGAACGGGAUGGACUCCGACGGGGAGGCAUGCGGCCCGGCGGGCUCCCCGUCCACCCCUCUGCGGGACUCUGAAAGCCUUCCCGUGGCCCCGAAAGAACCACGCUCCAAGAACCAGUCGCAGGAAAGCUCUGACGCGGAGGAGGAGACGGAGGAGGACACCGUGGAGCUGGAGCUCGCGCUCGAGAGGAAAAAGGCGGAGCUGCGGGCUUUGGAGGAAGGCGACGGUAGCGCAGGGGGCUCCAGCCCGUGUUCGGAGACCAGCCAGGAGGCCCCGGGCUCGCAAGGGGCUGCUCUGAAGAAGUCCAGAUGGAAGACGGCCUUCAUCAGCGCAGCCAGCCCAGACUCUAACAGCAUAAGCUCCGAUAUACAGGAGAAUGUCGAGACGGCUCAAUUAAAAUCCCCCGAGAAGCCUGAAGAAGCAGAGGAAAUGGAGGCAGACAAAGCAGAGGACAAAUCAGUUGUGAAAAUUCCCGCAAAAGAUGUCGAAGUUGAAACACCAGAGCUCAGGUUUCAGAUUGGAGAACUAGCAAACACCUUAACCAGCAAGAUGGAGUUUUUGGGGAUAAACAAAAAGGCCAUUUCGAACUUUCAGCUGCUUCUGCUACAAACGGAGACGCGGAUCGCUGACUGGAGGGAGGGGGCUCUGAACGGACUCUAUCUCCGCCGCAGGCUGCAGGAAGCCGCCCAACACAUAAAACAUUACGAACUUAACGCCACCCCUAAAGGCUGGUCCUGCCACUGGGACAGAGAGCACAGGCGGUAUUUUUAUGUGAAUGACCGGACCAACGUCUCCCGGUGGGAUUUCCCAACUAAGGAGGAGCUGCAGGAUGAGCCCAGCGAUGAACAGACAUCCAGCCAGGGAGAAACAAAUGCCACCCAGACAGAACCUAUUGCCUGUGCCCCCGCCGCCCCGCCCGCACCCCCGCCGUGUUGGCCCCCAGCCCAGCCCCAGCCCCCACCUCCCGAAACCCCACCCCCGCCCGCCGACUACCCCCCGCCUCCCCCGCCGCCGCCGGGCUCCCCCCCGCCGCCUCCCCCUCCCCCGGACAGCGACGGCGACAUCAUGGAGGUGGAGAUGGAGAUGGACGACGAGGACGACGGCGAGCCGCCGGCUCCCGGGACGGAGGAGGACGGCGGCAGCGGGAGGCCACCGCUACCCUGCGUCCCGGCAAGGGCCCUGGAUUCUUCGGCUUCCUCUGGGAAAGGUCAGAAACGAAAGGCCGGUCAUCUGAACAAGGCCAUCACUAUUGGCAGCGGCGCUAUUCUCUAUACCCAGAACACCGUCAGCGCAGCUUCUGUCAUGACGGCCAACGCCUACUGGGGAGUGGCCACGGUCGGUGCUCCCUCGAUCCCCGCUGAAGUCGUGGCCCCACCUCCGCCCGCGCCGCCCGUCCAGCCCCCUCUCCCCCUAACCCAGCCCCCCCCCGAGCCCUCCACCGCCAAGGCCCUGCCGACGGACAAGAGCAAGAAGCUGAAAAAGGACAAGUCGAAAAAGACCAAAACUAAGAUGCCGUCGCUGGUGAAGAAGUGGCAGAGUAUCCAGAAGGAGCUGGACGAGGAGGACAAGAGCAGCUCCAGCGACGAGGACCGGGACCAGCUCAACAAGAGGACCAUCGAGGAGUGGAAGUCUCAGAUGCUGCUGACAGGGAAAUCAAAUAAGAAUGCCAACUUUGAGGCUCUCCCUGUAGACUGGCGGGAACGUCUGAAAAAGAGGAAGAAGACGAAUAGCAUGUGAAGCUUUGUCUCCGGGAUACACUGCAAGCUAAUGCUCCGCUCUCAUGCCUGACCUCCACAGAUGUUGGGGACAUUUUGUCCAUACUUUUAAUAGUUUGAAUAAAAGAUGUAGAAUACUGUUGUGGUCGAUGAAGAUGUCCGUGUUGAAGAUAUAGGACUAAUGAUGGGGACUCAUCUACUCUUCUUUCUCUGCAUCAAAAAACACGAUAUGAUAUACGAGUUGCAGACUGCAGUUUGCAAUCUAAAUUGUCCUUUUUUUAAUGUAACAGAACUCAACAUAAAUAUAUUUUUAAGGAUUCUUAUCUCUUUCUUUUUUUUGCCCAUGACGGCCAGUUAUAUUUUGAUAUUUUCUACUCUUAGCAUGAUGAACAAGAGUGAAUUAUGUGCCAAAUUACCUAUCUUUAUCCAGUAUGUGAUAUAUGCACACAAUUGACAUGGCCACCUAAAUCUGUUGAAUGGAUUUUCCAUUUUAUUGAGUUAUUUGUUUUCAUUACUCAACAUAGAUUAUUUCUAACGGAAGUCAAUGGGCAGUCAUGUUUUGGAUGGAGGGUGUCCCCCAACUUGUACAUUGUUGUAAAAAGUUAUUAAACACAUUUUUUAAUUCA
This is a messenger RNA of Gadus macrocephalus (Pacific cod), 3293 nucleotides long. RefSeq names its product formin binding protein 4 (gene fnbp4). Gene Ontology annotation, molecular function: protein binding. Lineage: Eukaryota; Metazoa; Chordata; Actinopteri; Gadiformes; Gadidae. The transcript has 17 exons. Bases 38 to 2689 code for a protein of 883 amino acids. The record is from RefSeq and is a predicted model, not a curated record.